Molecule: messenger RNA, 470 nt
Organism: Stylophora pistillata
Lineage: Eukaryota; Metazoa; Cnidaria; Anthozoa; Scleractinia; Pocilloporidae
Product: signal recognition particle 14 kDa protein
Biological process (GO): SRP-dependent cotranslational protein targeting to membrane
Cellular component (GO): signal recognition particle, endoplasmic reticulum targeting
Molecular function (GO): 7S RNA binding; endoplasmic reticulum signal sequence receptor activity
Source: RefSeq, a predicted model, not a curated record
CUUAGCUCUGAUUCACACAUGUGAGAGGAAAGAAUUAUAGCAUGGUUCUAUUGGAUAAUGAUGGGUUCCUCACCCAGCUCACAUUACUUCUCCAAAAGACAAGAUCAUCGGGUACAGUUAAUAUCACGAUGAAAAGAUACUAUGGACAAACCAAGCCAAAGCCAAAACCACGGGGAGGAAAAAAGCUUCAAAAGUUGACAGCCGUUGAACAAGAAGGAGACAGUAGAUGUUUAUUUAGAGCAACAAAUGGAAAAAAGAAGCUCAGUACAGUGGUAAAUUCAAAAGAUGUAAAUAGGUUUCAAAUGGCAUAUGCAAAUGUAUUGAAAGCAAAUAUGGACAAUCUAAAGAAAAGAGAUAGGAGAACAGAAAAAAACAAAGCUAAAAAAUCCAAGGCAACUCAGUAACUAGCCAUUGUUUGAAUUAAUAUUAUUGAUAAUUUCAUUAAAUAAAACAUUACACUAGUGGUUGAA